AUGAAGUUCACCCUUGGCGUCUGCGCCAUGGAAUCCAAAGUAGAAAGCUCUCCAAUGAAAUCAAUAUUGAAACAUUUGGAAGAUUCUGGAGAUUUUAUAAUAAUCAUUUUCCCAGAAGAGAUGAUUUUGAAUGAACCAAUAACGAAAUGGCCGGUAGUUGAAUGCCUAAUAUCAUUUUACUCAGUUAAAUUUCCACAAGAAAAGGCCAUUGAGUAUGUAAAAUUGGUUAAGCCAAUAAUAUUGAAUGAUUUGGAGAAGCAAAGAAUACUUAGAUCGAGAAUAAACGUAUACAGAGAACUGCAGGCGUGCAGAAUACCACACCCGAACUACCUGUUGGUGGACCACGAGAUGGUGAAGAAGGGGCUGCACACAUUCGAAGAGCACUACGACUACAUCGUGUACAAUAACGUGAGGCUGAAUAAGCCGUUCAUAGAAAAACCGAUAGACUCGGACGACCACAAUAACUGGAUAUAUUACCCGAGUAACACAGGAGGAGGCUGCAAAAAGCUCUUUCGAAAAAUACACGACAGAAGCAGCAAGUACUGCCCAGAAAUACACAACGUCAGAAGAAACGGAACGUACAUAUACGAGGAGUUCAUGUUGACAUUCGGAACGGACAUCAAGGUCUACGCAGUGGGAUCGAUGUUCGCACACGCAGAGGCGAGGAAGUCGCCGACGCUGGACGGGAAGGUGAAGAGGUACUCGGACGGAAAGGAGUACAGGUACCCAGUGAUACUGACGAGCGAAGAGAAGACAAUAGCCUACAGAAUAGUGGACCACUUCAAGCAAACAGUGUGCGGAUUCGACAUCCUGCGCACGUUCGACGGGCCGUACGUCUGUGACGUAAACGGAUGGUCGUUCGUUAAGAGGAACAAAAAGUAUCACAUAGACUGCUCGCAGAUCAUAAGAGCAAUAUUUCUGCUAAAGCUGCAGUCGAAAUAUAACAUACUGAUAGACGGGGUGCUACAAAAUAAACCGACGGGGUACAAGCCCGUAGGAGCAGAGUCAGGAUUACUGUCAGAAGGAGCGAUAGAAACAAAUACAUAUGAAAAACUGGAGGCAAGUGAAGCAUCGGACGGGGCAGUAGACGAGUCAGGCGCCAAGGGACCCGGAAGAAUGCAAAGUAGACCGAGAGACCAGGAAAAGUCGAUUAAAAAUAAGUCGCACGAGGAGCUGUGCAGCGUAAUCGUGGUCAUGAGGCACGCAGACAGGAGGCCAAAGAACAAGUUGAAGUUCUUCACACAGCAGAAGGAGAUACUAAACUAUUUUAAGGGAAAUGAGUCGGAAGUUAAGCUUAAGUCGACAGAGGAGCUGAUAAAGCUGAAUCAACUCAACGACCAGAUAAUAGAAGAGUUGGAGGAGCCGAACAGAGCAGCCACGACGUGCGUAGCAGCACUCAACAGAGCGAACAGUAACGCAGCAGGCCUGAACGAGCUGCUGGUGGAGUUGAACUACCACAAGGAGUUCCAGAGGAUGCUCAGAAAGGGCUACGAGUUCUCAGGAAUUAACAGAAAGGUGCAGUUAAAAGCAGUGUAUAAGCCGAAGUCGGUGAUGGACAUGGACAAGUCAGGCACCAGGGAAGGAACAGAAAGCGCGAGCGGUGAAGGAAUUUUCGUUGGCACCACGAAAGUAGGAGGAAGCACAGGGAGAGAGACCCCAGUGAGGCAGUUAGAAAAGGUGUUGGUGGUAGCAAAAUGGGGAGGAGACCUGACGGACGUGGGAAAGUCGCAGGCGGAGGACCUGGGAAGAAGGCUGCGACAAACGCUGUACCCGGCGGACAGCAGCGCUCUCAUAAGGCUGCACAGCACGUACCGCCACGACUUUAAAAUAUUCAGCAGCGACGAAGGAAGGUGCCAGAUAACGGGAGCAGCCUUUACGAAGGGAAUACUGGACCUGGAGGGAGAGCUCACGCCGAUUCUGGUGGCAAUGACGAUCAGGAACAAGAAGGCCUACCAGCUGCUGAACGAGACUGUGGUGGUGGAGGAAAGGUCGAAGUGCAGAUACAAGCUCGACGAGCUGAUCACGCACCACGGCACGCCGGAGUACGACGAGAUCCUGCAGGAGUUGUCUGAGAAUGAGCGCUACUACUACAGCAAGGCGCUGGAGGACGCAGAUUUUAGCCAGGACGACCUCGUGAACCUGUCAAACCUGAUAAGGUACUACAUCAACACGAUUCACAGGGAGGAGACGAUGUGGAGUUCACUGUACUCGGUGGACGACUACGCAUUCCACAUAGUGAAUAAGCUGAGCUCGCUGCAGACGCGCUGGACGCAGCUGCUGCUGAAGUUCCACAGGCCAUCGUUCGGAGGAUUCGGCAGAGUUAAGAGCGGGGGCUUCUACAAGUCGCACCGGGGCCUGAACAGGGUCAACAGCAGUCUGCUGGAGCGAAUAUACGGGGACAUCAGCGGGCUUGAGUUGGACAGUCUGUACGGAGCCAACACGCUGGAUCCCAGCUGCGCCAAAAACAUUGCCGCGAGCACGAGGGACGAUAGAGGUGCGGACGCAGGACGUGGCGUGAGUAGGGUUUCUAGAACGCGCCAUGGCACUGAUGCUGGCAUUAGGGGAGUAGCAGGAGACAAUGGUGCCACCAAAACACAACGUGCGGGUCAUGCCACUAUAGAACUCAGGGGUAACGGUAGUAAUAGAAAUGACAACCCAGCAAAUGGUGGUACUAGGGAUGGUACUGCUGAAAAUAUGAAAGAGGCUUCAUUUCAAAGUGGCACUAAUUAUUCCACCGGUAUUCAUGGAGGUAACAAGGAGCAUGGCACUGUAGGUAAUAACACAGGGGGCAUGAGAACGGCAGGUGGCAGGGGGAGGACGCUGUCUAGAGACGAAGAAAUGCACAGCAGCGACUACUGUCCAGAGGAGCGCUACGACUACACGAAGCUGAGCGACAUAGUGGACAACAUAAGGUACGACCUGAUACACCUGCACCACCUGCUGGGACAGGCGCUGGAAAUAGCCUUUGAAAUAUACAGAAUAGUGGAGAGACUGAGCUCAGUGAUAUCGCCUUGCGAGUACGGAGUGACGCCCAUGGAAAAGCUGCAAAUAGGAGCGAAGAUAGCAUGGAACCUGCUGAAGAAGAUACAACACGACGUUUCACACCAGAGAGUGAGAAUGAGCCCGUACACGGAUCAGGAGAAGCUGCUGACGAGUUCAAACGCAAGCACAACGCACGAUAGAAGUUCAGAGUCGACUCAGAACAAUGUGAACGUAACCAAGGGCAGUUCACCAAAAACAGUGACAGGGGAAGGCGGGCAAAGAACAGUGACAAGGGAAAGCGGAGUGCGAGAUUCUCCUAAAAAGGUUGCCAGUAGUAAGGCCACCGAGUACUCGAGUAACGCAAUUUCAGGUACCACGCACGUUGAUAGUACAAGCAGGCACGCUGUAAGUGGUGGCAACGGGCAAUACGACAGUGGUGCCCAGGACACGAAGAAUUUGAACGUGAGCAGUAGUCUGGAGCACCUGGAGUACGACAUCGACUUCAUGGUCAACAACGACACGAGUGCCUCAUCAAUAGCAGUGAACAGCCUGGCAAGUUCAGGAACGUACCUGGACUCGAGUAAGAUAUUCGAAACUGGAAAGUGCUUCAUCGGAGGAGUGAGGCCGACAGAGAUGUACCUGUUCAACUCGAGCACGAGGACGGAGAUACUUUGGUAUAAUAUGCGCAUUGCAAAAUCAGUCGCCACAGGCACUAAAAGUAAAGGCGAUAGCAGGGGUAAAGGGAAAGCAUACAGUUCGAACAGCAGCGAUAGCGGCAAGGAUGAGUCGGUAAUUCUUAACUCGUACAGCCUGUGGUCGCACUUGAGUCCAAGCAACAGCAUGGAGAACAUCACGGACAAGUCAGUAGACGUUUCUAAAACAACGGAAAUGGACAGUAGUACAGUGGUCGGAGCUGACGAAGCGGCGACGAGUAGCUCGGGAAGCACUAAAUGGGCUAGCAGAGAGGAUACAAGUAAAGCAGUGCCAGUUAUGACUGGGCCCAAAAGAUCGGCUGCGUACAACAUACUAACGGCAACGGGGACUAUCAGAGGGAAGAAUGACGGGGCGGGGAACAUGGGAAGCGUAAAUCUGACUGAUUUGAACCAGGGCUGGGGCUGGGACGAAAAAAUAUUCGACGAACUGGUGAGACUGGGCACGGACGACGACCUGGGGAUCAGGUCGCAGCAGAGAGUGGUGAGGUCGAGGUACUACGUGACCUCGGCCUCGCACAUGUUCAGCGUCUUCAACUUCUUCAAGUACGCGCACCUGCUCGACGACUCCUUCGACACGAACCUGAAGCACAUAGAAAGCAUCAACGACCUGCACUACCUCUCGCACAUAGUGCUCAGGGUCUGGCGCAGCAGGAGCUCCGAGGGCUUCUUCAACAGACUGGAGAUCCUGGUGAGCUCGGGAGCGAAGGACGGCUUCGGCCAGAACCUGAGUCUGCUGGAGCAGAGCGCGAAGAACCAGAAAAACAAGUACAAGCGCCACAUACAGCGGUACAAGCUGAGGACGCUGCAGUCGUCGAACUGCAGUUACUGCCCAAUCACGUUAAACAGGAGUGGCUCGGGCAGGCAUGUUGACACUGAAACUGUUGGUAGGUCUAACGACGCCAUAGGUGCUUUUACGGGCACUGGCACCAUGGCAACUGGCAGUGACAUAGUGGACAAGUAUAACCUGAUGGUUACCAACCCGGCAAACAAGAAAUUUAAGUGCUUCAAGUGCUUUUUGGAGCAGUACAAACUGUCGGAAGCGAGCGCCGUCAGCAGUCCGAUAAAGGCGUCGGCAGGCAAGAGAACGCAAAAGAAAGACCACGCGAGCUCGAAUGCAUCUAACCUUGACACUGCAGGAAGUUGCGCAAGUGGAGUGGACAACAGGGAGGACGACGGUGCCUCGAACAAGACCGUGCCGCCGUACUGCGAGUUGAACAACCUGGUGCUAAUGAACAGGAACUUCGGCCUCGACCGCCUCAACAACCUGAUUCAGAGGACGUACGAGGAGAUCAUUUCGAAGGGCUGA
Molecule: messenger RNA, 5001 nt
Organism: Theileria orientalis strain Shintoku
Lineage: Eukaryota; Apicomplexa; Aconoidasida; Piroplasmida; Theileriidae
Exons: 8
Coding region: 1-5001 (1666 amino acids)
Biological process (GO): inositol phosphate biosynthetic process; inositol metabolic process
Molecular function (GO): inositol hexakisphosphate kinase activity; 5-diphosphoinositol pentakisphosphate 1-kinase activity; diphosphoinositol pentakisphosphate kinase activity
Source: RefSeq, a predicted model, not a curated record